CACAUCUGACAUUUAUAAUACGUUGCACAUCAAUCGAACAUCUUCAUUAUCAGUUAUUCGGUUUCAUUGAAUCGUACGUUGAAUCGAUUAAUGUGAAAUUAAAUGUAAUGGCGUUUUCUUCGGGUAUUUUUAUUCAUUCAAUAGUUUUAAUUUUAUUGUGUCACCGUUGGGCUGACGGUUUAAAAUCAAACGAUCGAAAACUAAUUGUCGUUUCGUUUGAUGCAUUCAAACCGAUAUAUUUGGAGGAAAAGAUUACAACAUUCUUCAAAACUUUCUACAAAGAUGGCAUUCGAGCAAUUCACAUGAAAAACUCAUUUCCAACAAAAACAUUCGUCAAUCAUUUUAGCAUCGCAACUGGUUUGUAUCCACAGAAUCAUGGUGUGACCGGCAACGAAGUAUACGACCUUGAAAAAAAUCAAUUCUAUAAAUAUUCAUAUGAACUAUUUCACUAUAAUGAGAGUGUGAUACCGAUUUGGCGAUUGAAUGAAGACCAAGGUGGCCGUACCGGAGUGAUGAUGUGGCCCGGAGGAGAUUUUGCCUAUCAAGGAAAGAAGUGUAAUUUUACUAAAUCACUUGAUAAAAACAUGAAAGAAGAAGAUCGUAUUGAUGUAAUAAUGAAAUGGUUUAAAGAAGGCGCGAAUUUUGUUAUGUUCUACAUUGAACAGCCCGAUGAAGAAGGGCACGCAUAUAGUCCUGAUUCAACGCAGGAAUUGAAUAUGGUAAAGAAAUUAGAUGCAAUUGUCGUGUAUUUGGAGCAAUCACUCAUAAUAAAUGGGCUUGAUGACAACACUGAUAUAAUUAUUCUCUCUGACCAUGGCAUGUUGACAGUUACAACAAAUAAUUUCAUUGAUUUAUAUGCAUUUAUCGAUAAAAAUCAAUGUAAAAUGUAUGGUUCAUCGCCAGUUCUUCAAGUUGUUUGCGCCGAUGGAAAAUAUGAGGAAGCAUGCAAUAAUUUAACUAUAGCAUCCAGAAGUGAACAUAUGGCUGGAAAAUUUAAUGCAUUCAUCAAUGAACAAUUACUGGAACGAUGGCACGUUAAAAACACCAAAAGGUUUGGACCAUGUACAGUGGUUGCUGAGCCUGAAUAUGCUUUUCAAGACAUGUUUGAAUUUGCUGAAUGGUUUCAUUUGGAAAAAGGAGUACCAAUAUCAUUGAAUGCACCUUACGGCGUCCAUGGCUACGAUAACGACGUGCCAAGUAUGCAACCAAUUUUUUUGGCAAAAGGACCCAGCUUCAAUGCUGGAAUAACAAUCAACGACGAAUUUUCAAACAUUGAUUUGUAUUAUCUCUUUUGUAAACUAUUGCAAAUCAAAUGUAUUUCAAUUGACGGUAAAGAUCGUCAGGACGUCUGGCAGAAAAUGCUGAAAGAUGUUUCGAUAAAUGAAAUCCAGAAAUAAUUUUAACAAACGGCCGUGUUCCUCUAUAAAUGAACAGAUAUUUACAAAAAUUUGAGAAAAAAAAUUAAUUUUUCAAAUACUAUUACUUCUUAAUUUAUCACAGAUAAAAAUAAAUAUAUUUAAUCAAAUAAUAAAUGAAUUUUGUGUUGGGUU
Molecule: messenger RNA, 1550 nt
Organism: Contarinia nasturtii (swede midge)
Lineage: Eukaryota; Metazoa; Arthropoda; Insecta; Diptera; Cecidomyiidae
Product: ectonucleotide pyrophosphatase/phosphodiesterase family member 5-like
Exons: 6
Coding region: 108-1397 (429 amino acids)
Source: RefSeq, a predicted model, not a curated record